Messenger RNA from Daktulosphaira vitifoliae (grape phylloxera), 2326 nucleotides. RefSeq names its product pancreatic triacylglycerol lipase-like. The record is from RefSeq and is a predicted model, not a curated record. The transcript is spliced from 8 exons. Gene Ontology annotation, molecular function: triacylglycerol lipase activity; protein binding. Gene Ontology annotation, biological process: lipid metabolic process. The coding region runs from base 547 to 2145 and encodes 532 amino acids. NCBI's taxonomy places the organism in Eukaryota, Metazoa, Arthropoda, Insecta, Hemiptera, Phylloxeridae.
CCACUUGCAGUUGUUACGUUGGAGCGUCACAUGAAGUGUAUUGGCCUACCGAGAACAACAUGUUGUUCAAAACACUCGUUUUGAAAAAACAAACAAAACCGUCAGCGGCAUUUGACGCGAUCGAUGCCAGCGCGCUGACUGACCAUGUCAUUUGCUGAACUUUGCUCGGCUGCAAUUAAGUAAUCGUUGGGCUUUUAGCCGUCAAAACGUACAAAACGUGCGUCGUGUCGAUCAGACCGCGCUCAGCAUCCGGUGCGCGAUCACCAUCGCAGAGAAUUACAACAGCACUCUUACAAACGUUUGCCGUUUCCAUUGUGCGGUGUAAUAUUUGUUCUCUAGAAAAGUAAAUAAAACAAUUGCUCGAAAAUAAACUUUGGCGCAUCGACGUGACGUCGCAAUGAACGCAAUUCGUUUGCCUGACAGCAUAAAUGUUUUGAAUGUGUAAAUGUUUAUUCGUCCGACUCCGAGUGGCUAGUGCAAAGUUAUUCGCGGGAAAUAUAUUCAAUCAGUCCGAUUUUUCAACAUUAAAUUACCGAAUAAUUCAACAUGUUCAAUCACACGGGAAGUCUGCUGCUGCAAACGAUGCUCUAUUUGGCGCAGACUGAUAACAUCACGUUCCCGGCCAAUUACACGGACAGCGUGAACAACGUGACGUUGGAAGGCGACAAUGUCGGAGUAAAAUGCUACGGCGAAUACGGUUGUUUUUCGGUGACCGGUUUGUGGGAAGACCGACCGGCGAACGCGUUUCCAGAACAUCCGGAAAAAGUGAACCCCCAGUACUGUUUGCACACGCGAACCAAUAAAGACGAGUGUCAAUGGCUAUACCACAAAGACCCAAAUUCAAUCUACGAAUCUAACCUCAUACCAUCAAUGCCUACCUACUUCGUUACGCACGGGUUCUUGGAAGGCGGACAGCGAUCGUGGUUAAAAGAGAUCAGCAACCAGAUAUUAAGCCGCAACGAGGCCAAUGUAAUUCUCAUUGACUGGGAAGGUGGAUCUAGUCCGCCAUACACUCAAGCGGUAGCAAAUAUUCGACUUGUGGGAAGAAUCACCGCUCAUCUCAUCAAUACUUUAAGGAAAGAACUGGGCUUGAACGUAGCUAAUGUCCAUCUAAUUGGUCACAGUUUGGGUUCACAUCUGUCCGGAUACGUUGGUAGCAUUUUACAGACCAAUUUCGGUAUAACUUUAGGCCGAAUAACUGGAUUGGAUCCGGCCGAGCCACAUUUCAGCCAAACUGAUCCAAUGAUUCGUUUGGACCCUUCAGACGCACUUUAUGUAGAUAUCAUACACACGGACUCGCAACCAUUUAUCAAAGGCGGGGAAUUGGGUUUGGGAAUGAGUCAGCCAAUUGGUCACCUGGAUUUCUAUCCUAACGGAGGAGAAAAUCAACCUGGUUGCGAUCAAGGCAUGAUGAAUUACAUAAACAGUGAAAACGGAAGUUUUUACCAGGGAAUGAGAAGAUUUUUGGCUUGCAACCACGUCAGAGCUCACGAGUUCUUCACUGAAUCCAUUAAACCAAGCUGCAAUUUUAUAGCUAUUGAAUGUGAUUCGUACGAAGACUUCUUGAAAGGAGAAUGUUUCUCGUGUUACAGCGAAUCGAAUCCCGAAGGAAGAAUAUGCGCCGAAAUGGGUAUGCGGUCUACAGGUCAUUGGAAAAGACACGCGCCUAUGAUUGCUGCCGGCGACGCCAACACGAUGCCUCAUUUGAGAUUAUUCACCAUCACCAGUGAAACAGCACCGUUUUGCGUAAAUCUUUAUCGAGUGACGAUAACGUUGGCAGAUUCUCAAGCGAGCAGAGAUCACGGCGGAGAAAUAGGCAAUUUUGUAUUACAAUUGGAAGGUUCUAAAUCAAAAUCGAAAAUGAUAAACGUAUUUAAAGAACAGUAUUUCAAACCCGGUAGCGUUCAUCGUCGGGUUUUCGGAUCCACAUUCGCAGACUCAAUUAAGUCUGUCUUGCUUUUGUGGAAUCAUUCAACUACAAUGAACAUUUUAACUUGGCGAUUCGAAGCCCCAGUCGUAUACAUCGAGUCACUAGUAAUUGAAAAGUUCAAUAGCGGCCAAAAGCUUAAACUUUGUCCACCUAGGACAGCCGCACCUUUAGAAGCUGGACUUUCCUUUAGGAUGAUACCAUGUACAAACGAAUAAAUGUGAAUAUUGUUCGUAUAACUGAAGUAUAAUACAUCCUGAUGUUUAUAAAUAUACAAUUUAAUUGAUUAUACUGCAGUCCAGAAUAAUAAAUAGUAAAAGCACUGUGUUAUAUUAUUUGUGUAAUUAUUGUAUAAAAUUGUAAAUAAUAUUUAUACUAAAAAAUAUAUUAUUUUUGUUA